Molecule: messenger RNA, 186 nt
Organism: Penicillium verrucosum
Lineage: Eukaryota; Fungi; Ascomycota; Eurotiomycetes; Eurotiales; Aspergillaceae
Exons: 1
Coding region: 1-186 (61 amino acids)
Source: RefSeq, a predicted model, not a curated record
AUGCUGUCCUAUGCGGGCAACCUAUGGUAUCAAUUCAAGAUGGGGUCGUUUGAUACGGCAAUGGCGGUUAAGAGUCUAGAAUUAGAAAAGAACGGAUAUCCAAGCACAAUCAGAAAGCAGGAUGUUUUGCCGAUCAACGGCCGGGCAGACGUGCAGCCCGAAAUGCUCCGUUGGAGUAAGAACUAG